UCGCAUUCCAAUAGUUCGGUGCCCAACCGCGCGGCGUUUACGCCAAGAACCGUCGCCGCGUCUCUCUUCCAAUACAAAGAACACCUCAGUAUUGCAAAAAAUCUGUGAUGUAUUGAUUAAUUCCAACUUAUAACGAAUGGAAAUGUGUUGUAUCAUACAUAAGUGAACCAUAAACGCGUGUGUUAACGUUACAAAUGCUCGUUUAGACGCGUUUCACGGCGGGCCACGUAGGAAUUCCACAUUUAUCGACGAACACAAUCUUAUGGACGAACAUGGUGGACACACCGAUGCAGUGUCGAAAUUGAACGGAUUACUUGCGUUUCAUGUGUGAAUUGUGCAUGUUUUACAAUGGUGUUCUAUAGGAAAUAACGUUUGUUGAUGUAAAUAUGGAUUGGUGCGCGUACAGGCCACACGACAAAGCAUAGUUACGCCUUUUGUAUUGAGGUGCUACAGCGUCUUCGAUCGGAUAAUGCGAGUUGAAUAAAAGACUCAGAAUGGUGUCCCUCGCUUAUUUCGGACUCCGGCAAACGCCUUGGACCUUCUUAGUGCUAAUGUUCAUCAUUGAAAGCGUAAUGGGCAAUUACGCAAAGUCUUUCUAUAUUCAUUGGAACACAACUAAUAGUAUAUUUCGGAUAGAUAACACAGAUCACGUAUUCGAUCUCAAUAAAGGUAAUGCUCAGUUCGAAUACGAUCAGGUUAAUAUUAUAUGUCCCGUGUACGCACCGGGGACUUUCGAGGAGGACACAGAAAAAUAUAUAAUAUACAAUGUUAGUAAAGAAGAGUACGAUACGUGUAGGAUAACGAAUCCUAACCCAAGGAUCAUAGCUGUAUGUGAUAAACCGCACAAACUGAUGUUUUUCACUAUAACUUUCCGACCGUUCACGCCUCAGCCGGGCGGGCUGGAGUUCUUGCCUGGGAAGGACUAUUAUUUCAUAUCCACAUCCAGCAAGGACGACUUGCAUAGACGCAUCGGGGGCCGUUGUCUCACCGACAACAUGAAGCUCGUGUUCCGCGUCUGCUGCAAGCCCGAGGAGCUGUCUCCGGCUCCACCGCCGCAGCCAACAUACCCUCCUCCACCACCACCUCCACCCAGUACCACUACGACCACUACAACGACGACAACAAUAAAGCCAGUGACGAAAAAGACGCACAAAUAUGAUAAGACUCAGAACGAGGUGGUGAAGAGCGAGGAGUUGUCGUACUCGCGAGGUGCUGCCUUAGCCUCAUCCCUGGCGCUGGCUCUUGCUGCUGUGGCCGUCCUAGCUCCGCUGGCUCGGUGAAUGUGCGCUAGGGCGGCGCGACCCCAGCGUCCCGACUUGCUAGCUAAGCCGUGUCCGGCCCACACUACUCAGACAUUGCAAUCGGUGCAUUUGCGCCCCGACACUCUAGUCUUCACGUGAAGUGCUAACCUGAAAAACCUGUGCUAAACUGUGUUUUAGUGUAGUGGCAAAGUGCCCCAAGGAUUGUGGAUUGUUUGGAUUAUGAAUGGAUUUGUAAGUACAUAAAUAAGGUAGAUAUCAAGAUUGGGUCUGAAGAUUGGUGCCGAAACGCUGUGUGUGUUGCGACGUGCAAAAACCCAUGUUCCAUCAGAAGUUCCGAGAAAUUUAGCCUGUAAGGGACAACUUGAGAGCCUAAUUUUGACUACUGUACUAGAUAUUAUAUCAGGCCUAUUAAUUAAUUGAACUAAUAUAUAUACAAUGGAAGUUCAUUUUCAUAGCAGGGCUACUGCGAGAAAUGUAGUUAUUGAGUCAGUUAAAAUAUAUAUAUAUAAAGAAUGUUAACAUGUAUAUGGUAAUAUAGAUUUCUUAAACCACUAGGGAUUAAAUAAUUUUUAUAUUUUCAAUAACACGAAUAUUUGAUUAAGACUUAGGAUUCUCCAUGAAUCGAGUACAGUUAUAGGGGAAAAAAAAAAAAUCUUUAAAAACGAAAAAUAGGUAGCUUUUAAUUUAGUUCAAAAGACAUUCUUUUCCUUUUUUCCCUACAAUUUUAUGUACAAUUAGAAUUUAUUUAUCUGUAUUAAAAAGGAAACGUAGGGCAAAUAUUGUCCAGGGAAACUGUGAUUUUUGGUUUUAUUUAGUGAUGUAAUUUCUCUUAUAUGCUUAACCUAUGUGAUAUAAAACUUUAUGUAUUAUAAAAAAAAAAAAAAACGUAAAGUAUUUUAAUCUUCAUUAUUUUAAUAUUUCACUUGACUGAUUCUGCAUUUCAGCUUUUUUGUUACUUUUCACAUUGAAUAGUAAAUAAUCAUAUGCCACCAUGAUGGAAAAUCUUAAAGAACAGUAUGUUCUUAGGAAUUGCUAUGUAACCCAUGAUUCAGGAAUAUGUUUUCUGUGACAGCCAACCUGCUACAUUCAGUAAAGUUAUUAUUGAUACAGUAUUUUAGAUUUUCACAAAUGUUGACUGAAUUACAGUGUAAAAUCAUAUUUUACACUAAUCAAUUGUAUUAAGUACAUUUGAUUCACAAUUUUAAAUAAUUCAAAUUAACCUAAUCUGGAUAAAUUUGAUUUAAUCAUAGAUUUUUUUAUAAUUUAAAUUAUUUUGAACAUUUUAAAUACAAAAACUAUUUUAGAGUGAGAGUUAGAGAGUCUCUCUCAUAUGAUCAGUCAACAUAAUGAUGAAAUUCUUGGGCAAAUACAACUGUACUGAUAAUGCCAUGUUAUAAUUGUGUGAGAUCAUUUUAUACAUUACAAAAUAGUCAAAUAGUUAAUGUAGUUAAAAUAGACCGGUUUUCAGUUAGCCAUACGCAUUUAGUGACAGUAUAUUUUAGGUAGCCUAAGAAAAAAGCGAUUGAGUUGCAAAUUCUAUUAAUGACCACAAUGAUAUGAGAUUUAUGAGCUUUUAAAUAACUUAUCUAAAUCUAGAUGAUGUAAAUUAAUUGCAACAAGAUAAACUUACAGAGUUUUUUUGGCGUCAACAUAAUUAAUUACUUUCUUCAUAGUUUGUCUUUGAAAUAGGAUACAGUUGUUACAUCUCUUUUUAAUGGCAUUUUAUGAUUAACGAGUAAACUUUAAGAUUAUAAAAUUCUCGUCAAAUGAGACAAAUCCGUAUUAUUUACUGAAAUUGAUAUUGGAAAAAAUAUUCAGUUGAUUGAUAUAUCUGUAAUACAUAUAUAAAUAUUCAAUAAAGUAUUUAAUGAUAAAAACUUAUUAAAUAAAACAAUCAACUCUACUAACGAUAGUGAAAUUCUCAGAAAAAUGAUAAAACAAUAUUCAUAUACACACGACAGUUAAAUAACACGACAGGAUCGCCAUAAAAUAUGGUAUAAAAACUAUGGUAACAAAUUUAUUAAUAACUUACUUCAUAAUAUAUUUAACUGUACCACUGUUUAUUUUACUAACAGUAUCUACAGCCGUAAAAUAAAAACCUAAUGACUCUAACAAUUUCAAGGAACGAAUCCGUGGCAGAUUUCAUUCAAUAUCACAACGUUCAUUGACCUUUACUAACUGAGCUUAACAAAAUUGUGGAUAGAUGGUGCUAAUGCUAAUCACAUCUCGUUAUCUCCGCGAAAACCUAUUAAAAUAAUGUUUGCUAAUAAAUUUAUUCACUUUGAAUCGUAAACUGCUAAAAAGCAAAGGUAGUCUUUCUUUAAAACAGUAAACACACAUAUAAUAUUAGGAAUUCAAACUUCACUGAUAUCUAUCUAUUAAUCUAAACGUCUAUUUAAAUAUAAAUUAUAAGAAAAAUGCUAACUGCCUAAAUAUUUCUAGCAUUUCUGUAGUAGCUGGACAAAGUAACAAAUUCUUUUCAAAUGUAAUAAACAUAAAUUUAAGAGAAAAACUGAUACUAUAAAUAAAACAGAUGCAAUGAAAGAAGUUCUAUAUCAUUCGAACACGGUAACACACAUCUGACAAGUCCUAAUGCAUUGUUUUCUAAACAAAAGAUUUGAAAAUAAACUUAUUUUGUGUCUGCCACCUAUUAUGUUGGGUCGGUUACCUUCUCCUUCCAUUUCCAUACUGAGCGGUUCUAUUUUUAUUUUAAACUAAACAGUUAAAUGUCUGCUUAAGCGUUUCGGGGUACAGGCGUUGUUUUAGUUCGUCUUUUGGCUAUUUCAAGAUUAGCUUGAAGGGGUUUUUCAAGUAUUCCAUAUUUUGUAAAAUGACUUUCAACAUUAUUUCACUCGAGUUCAACGAAACGUUGUUUUAUGUUAAUUCAACAUUCCAGUAUUUUUUUCUAGUUUCUAUUCCAUUCUCGGGUUUUGUUUUCUUGACUUUUGUUUUAUAUUUAUAUUUAUUAUAACACUGACACUAUGUCUCAAAAUUUUAUAUCCUAAAUAGACACUAUUAAGCAUCGUCGAUAAAAGAACAAUGAAAAAUGAAAGCAAUUUAUUUGGAUUUGUCCGCAGCGUUGGAUUUAGUCGUGUUGCUAUAAUUUGAAGCCAGUUUAUAAAUCAUAUCGUUCUAUUAAUCACGCUCCCAACAUCUCCAUCCGGGUAUUUUAUUUUAAAAGAUAACUAGAAAAUGAUAUGAUGAUUUUCAGUUUAGCUGCACGAUUUUAGAACUGUAACACAGUUUAACUAAUCAUGACUUCAAAGAGUCUAAUUUCAGAGAAAUUGAUGUUUCUCAUUUAUUUAUUGGGAACAUCUGACCUACUCCUUCAACAAGAAUUUAAUAUUGCACAGUAGACAUCUUUUCUGUAUUAUUUUUUUAUAGCAUUUGUAACUUGCUAAAGCCGUUUGGCCCUGGCAAAGAAUAGACCACCCCUUCCUUUCCCGUGGGUGUCGACGAGGAGAAGCGAUUAAGGAAAUUUAAUGAUCGAAAGAUGGGUAGCAGAGUCCCUCUUAAAUUUUUACCAAUGCCUAACUGCGGGUGCCAACUCGAUUGCCAAGCGUGACAACUAUAGGCAACCCCCAAAGGGGGAGAUCUAUAUUCAGCAGUAUACAGUAAAAGGCUGAUGUAACGAUGAUAAAGAUUUUUUAACUUAUCUAUGAUAUUAUGAUCAUUUGGCAAAUCAAAAAUUUUAUUACGUUUCAUGCUCUUUUAUAUGCUCUUGUUUCAUGUUUUUCUAUUUCACUUCAUGUUUAUUACCCAGUCAGUACUUUUAUGGGCAUCUUUUCUUACUGUUGUAAUAAAUGAUGUUAAAAAAUAUUGUGAAUAGCCUACGUCAGGUAAUUUACAACCUUUGCAAUAAACAAUUUUGAUAACUGGCCUACUUUAAUGCAAAGUGUUUCUUUUUAACGUAAUCUUAUACAAUUAAGUCGCAUGUUACAUACUAAAAAAUUAAAUUGAAUGCAUAUUAAACUAUAACAAGAAAUAAAUAGGAUAUACGACAAAAAAUAUAGCGUAAUACGGGAAGCUCAAAGGUUACCAUCUUUUUUUUUUUAUUACCCUGGUAGAAUACUUAAAAUGUAUUGCUCGCAUUUAUGGGCGCGAGCAUUCAGAUACCAGCUUCAACUCAGACGAGCUAUGAGAAUUGUCGAGCCCAGGCUUACAAGCGGUAUCGAAUCUUUAAAUCUUAGAAAAGAUUUUGCCUCUUUUUACGUGUUCUACCACUUGUGUAACGGACUGUGCUAAGUGGAGUUAUUCAAUACGAUGCCCACGUGUCAUUUUCUACCGUCGCCAUGUUUCCUCUCAAGAACAAUUAAGUUAUGGAAUGAUAUACGAUCGGCAGAUAAGUCUUGGUUUUUUCAAGAGACUAUAUAGCAUGGAGUCCUUCAAAAAAGGGAUAAAAACAUUUCUUUAGGGUCGACAAUGCCCGCGUAAUGCCCCUGAUAUUACAGGCGUUCAUGGGCUACGCUCACUGUUUACCAUCAGGUGAGCCGUGUACUCAGCGAUACAAUUAAAAAUAAUACUAAUUUUAAUUUUUCCCAGUAUAUUAUUAUUAUUACCUUUUAAAAUAAAUAUAAUCGUCCUCUUUUCACAGCUCUUUUGCUGUAUAUUUGUGGUAAAUACGCAUUUCGACGACGAUCUAAGAACAUCACUUUCUGCAUUUGUUUCGAAAUUAUACUCGUAUUUCUCUUUUCAUAGCUACUUCACUAGGUAUUUGUAGAGAAGAUAGGCUAUGCCAAGUCUCUCGUUACAUUACUACUGUCAUUUAAGGUUUUAUUCCAGUAAAUUCUUAAGGAACUGACGACUAUUGCACACGUAUCAAUAAUUGCAGUUUUCUAUAGUGAUACGUUUAUUAUUAUUUUUUUAAACUUCUCAGCCUUUAAACUUGGUAAAUACGCAGUAUUAUUUAAUAAUAAUAAAGACAUAAUUGUCUGCUUUUUCUCAACUUAUCCUUGGUUUUAAGAUUACGAGAAUGAGUUUAUUGCCAAGUACCUUGUAGCCUUGAGUCUCUUCAUCAUCAACUUCAUAUCAGCCGGUAACUCUCCACUACAAAACAUAAGCCUUCCCCAUAAAUAGGAGUUUGAGUUUCUUAAUUUAUUUAAUUUUAUAGCAUCCCAAACGGACAAAAGUAAGUUACGAGAGAUGUAUUAAUUUGCCUGAAGAUUUUUUUAAAGAUACCUCAUUUAUAGGUGAAACACGUGCCGCAAUAUGUGAUUGGACCGGAUAAUGGUCGGACAUUGAUGACUAAUAUGGAGGGUCGUAGAACUUCUGUGAAACUGAUAGUUAGUAGUCAAACUUCAAAUGACAAACCAAUGAUAUGGACUUCCUCAAAAUCUAGUUCAAUAAAAUAAAAUCAGCAUUAUUGCUAACACCAGAACCCUUUUAGUUUUUAGCAAUACAAUUAAUUCUAGAAGGAGUUUUAAUAAUUUACCAUAGCCUGAGUCGCGAUACAAUAGGAAAGCAAAAUGUGUGCAGUUGUAGUUGCAAAAUGUAUGGAGAUGCUUUUAAGUGUUCACUACGAUAUCAUGGACGUGCGCCGCAUGCCAAUAACGAACACCUAUAUGGGAAUUUGAAAGCAUUUCUGUAUAAUUUUUGGUCUUCUAUUAUGAAUAUAUCAUGGGAAGUGCUCUGAGGAAUUGUUCGGAUUGAUACCUGCUGCUGAUUUUCACCACCAUACAACCCGCCACAAAUUGAAGUUCCAUCCCAACCAUCUAGAUGAGAUGCGGUCCCUAAUCGUGCGUUUUUCAAGGCCCUUUCUUCCACGUGCAACCCGUCUUUGGAAUCAAUUUCUAGCAACAGUAUUUCUGUACUAUUACGACAUAACAACCUUUAAGAAAAGAACAUAUUCCUUUUUAAAAGGCCGGCAGCACACCUGCAAUGCCUCUGGGUAUUGCAGGUGAUCAUGGGCAGCGGUAGUCACUUAUAAUCAGGUGAGCUUAAAAAAAGCUCAAAAAGAAAAUUGUACGUAUUGUAUAGAGCCGAAAUAUAGUAAACAAUAUGAAUAUACUUUGGGCUAUAAAUAAAAAAUUCAUUAUCUACCUAACAUAACACGAAACUAUAUCGUCAAUCGAUAACUUCAAAUUAGUUUUUGUUUUUCGUAAUAAGUCUAUCUUUCACUAUCACAAUGCUCACCAUCGAUUCAUCUUCACAAGCUAAAAUCUAAAUAGUCGCGUACAAUUCGAUUUUCGUGGAGUUUUAUCCUAUAUACACUCAAGCUAGAUAAUGAUCCUUCUGGCCUGGGUUUUAUCUAGAGACGGCAGUAUGAGGUUCUUCAAAAGGAGUAUUUUAAGUUCCUUCAGAGUCGGUAAUGCGCAUGUGACAUUGGUGUUACAGGAUGACAUCAUACCUACUUGUACAACAAUUACUCGUGUCUCGCAAGAUUGCUCUCAGCAAUAAGACCGCUAUAAAUAAUAACUAAUAAAGUAUACUAAUUAUUUUAUCUUUGAACAACAUUACUAUAAGCUUAAACAGAUAUUUCUCUAAACGCGCCAAUCGCAAAUUGCAAACUGCUAACGGUCAACACAGAUUUUGCAACUCAAUCGCUACCGACAUUUUAACAUAUUCUCUCAUUAGUUUUUCAAUUAGUUGUGCUGUGUACUUAGAAUAAUUAUUGCCUAAUUAACUAAAAAAAAAAUGAAAACCUCAUUUUUUGAAUCUCGAAAAUCAGUCCGCUAGUGUAUAAUGAGAGUAAUUUUGUAUUUAAACUUACUAAACUUUUAGGUGUUCUCCAACCAGAAAUGAAGCAGUGACUCACUAUAGUUGAAUGUUGGUGAUACAAACAACUCAAUUUUGAUUCGUGUCUUACCGAAUUAAUGUUGUACCACAACGGAACGCAUCAAUUUACCUACAUCAAAGUUGUAAUUCGCAUACAAAUGACUUUGACGUUUGUAUCUGUCAUAGACUAUUUUGUUUUAAUCGCAGCGGGAAAGUUUGUUUAUGAAAAAUGUCAAAUAUUUUUGUUUAUGGUUAAAAAUUAAGAUGAAAAACAUUGUUUUUUAUUGUACAAUAAAUAUGCUAAUUGUGAACAUAACAAUUCCAUAUUCAUUAUUGUUAUUAAUAUGAGAUUGCUUAUAGAUAAUCAAAUUACUUCUUACGAUUUGAUUUGAACUUUUAUUCUAAUAUAUUAAUUAAGUAUAUUGUCAUAUUAGUUUUAUUUGUAAAUUAUGAAUGAAUUGCAAUAAUUAUUUCAUCCAAAUUAAUAAGAAAUAUGUUUGCUCUUUGUAUUUAAUUAUUAUUACCUAAAGGCAAUUUCUAUGACAAUAUUAAAACAAAGAAUCAUAGAUCAUACACUAGAUGGAGUAUCUCUCCACAAAUACUUCAACAAACAGUCUUUAUCUUUUCUAUUGAUACAGAAGUGAAUUUCUAUCCAAAGACCAUACAUAAUUUUAAACAAGAUUUGUGUGUGUGAACAUUGAAAAACGGCGCGCUUUGUUUAUAAUAAAAAAAAGUAAACAAUUCUGUUUUUUUUUAGCUAUUUAUCACUAGCUCCGUCUAGAUGUUAUGAUCUACUCAAAUGCUUUGUUAUUGUAACGCCUUAACCUUAAUUAUAAUAAGGCUCCUUAAACUGGUCACACAUGUGUUUAUGAAUUAAUAAAGCUGUAUAUUAUCUCGCAUCAAUCUAAUAAAAAAAAAAAAACGACGUUUCUAACUGUACUGUCACAAAUAGAAACGUACGACGAGGCUGUAUGGGCCAUGCUCUUUGCCUGUCCAGUUUAAGCGAAUUUUAAAACAACAACUGUAUUGUCACUUUAUAUAAUUUCUGGUUGGAUUAUGCCAUAUAAUAAUUGAUAUUAUGUAAGCCUAAAGUUAUCUGUGAAGUUUCUUUAUAUAAAAAUUAGUUGUAAUAGAGAAAAAAAAAACCGUUUAGUGAUGUAAGAUGGUAGCGCUAUCCUAUAAAUUGUGCCUGGUUUAUCAAAUGUGUGUGUGACAAGCGGCAAAUAAGAUUAUUUAUGUAUUUAUUUAUUAAUAUUUAUUGAUACUUUAUUAUACACAUUUAUUAUACAAAAAAAAUAUGAGAGGUUAGCAAAUGUACAAAGAAGAGUUUAACUCUAAAAGAGUUCUCUUCCAGCAAACCCAUUAUUGAUUUAUGUAAUGAUAACUUACAUUUUUUUUUUUUUAUAAUUUAUGAGACAUGUUAAGUAAAUUUCAACUAAAUUAUACAUUAUGUUAAUUGACGUAACCCAUUCUCGAAUAGACGCUCGCAGCGCCUAGACCGCUUAAACAAUAACUAAAAAUUUUGGUAUAUAUGUAUAUAUACUACAUAGAACGGGAAAGGAUAUAGGCUGCUGUUUAUUCCAGUCAGGGAAUAUAUCCCGUUGAAGCGGAUAAAGUCGCGCGUAAGAGGUAGUCACUUUUGUAAAAGUCAGUAGUAAUAUAUGAAAAAUAAAACCAUUGGAAAAACUACAAAAAGUAUGAGAUUCUCAAAUUUGCCUAUAUUCUACGUGUGUAUGUUUCGCGAUAUCUCCGCCAAAUCUGAACCGAUUUUAAUGGAUCUUUUUAAUAUCGAUAUAGAUUUUACUUGCGUAUUAGUCUCUUUUAAUUGGCAAAGAUGUCUUUACAUGCAUUCAAUAAAAAAAUUAAAUUUUUUUUUAAAUAUUUCUUUCAAUCGUAAAAAUUAUUAUUAAAUCAAUCUAGAGUAAAGCCUGUUUUAAAAAUAUACAUCACAAUCGGUACAUAAUUAGCGUAGAUAUAAUUUAACAAUUAUACAAAUGAUAUAGUCGUAGUGAAUACUUCUUUCUUUUGAGGAGACUUUGUACAAAAGUCGUUUGCUUGGCUACCUCUGUCCCAUUCGUGUUUCAACCGUGAAGCAGUUGUGUUUGCAUGGCUGUGUUUCGCUUUGAAGGGUAGGAUAUAGCGUGAAUUUACUGGGUACAGAGGAAUAAUACCUGAGUCCUCAGGAAUGGCAACGCAUGGGGGGUAUCAUGGGCAAAACAUUAUACUCUGUCAUGUCCAUGGUACUGCUCAUGACUAUAGGCGACAGUUACCACUUUCCAUCAGGUGGGCCGUCAGCUUGUUUGCCAUUCUAAGUUGUAUAAAAAAAUCAAUCAACUAUUUAAACAACUAACUGUAACCCGCGGUAUUGUACGCAUGAGUCAGUGUGUACAAUAAGUAAGGAUAUAACCUAUUCGUGUACCAAAUUCGAUUAAAAACGGAUUUCAAUGAAAUUGACUGCGUGUAUUUCAUAAAACUUGCAGGACGUUGAUUUUUUUUUAUACAUAUUUACGAAAAAUAAACUAACAUUUCUUAAAGUUACAAAAUACACUUUCUGUAUGUGAAAGAUCGAUUAAAAUCAACUUAAAUAAUAAUUAAUAAUUUAAGUAUUAAAAUAAUUAUUUAGCUAUAGUUUAAUAAAUUGCUUAAAAGGAAAAUUUCGAAUACGAAAUAAUUGACUUAACAAAUUUAAUGAGCUAAUUAAAGAAAUGGUUUUAAUUCUUAAGCGUAAUACUUGUAUAUAGAAUAACUGUUUUAAUAUAAUAACUACAAGUUUAACUUACGUGUAAUUUGGUUGAGAAAGGUCGACUAGUUUCGGGACCGUUCAGGGCCCUUAGUUGUGAGUGGCUGUGAGCGCGAGCCUGACUGAUAUAUAAUAUGUAUAUCAGUAAUACAUAAUUACUAGCUUUUACCUGCGACUUCGUCCGUAUAAUCAAUUUAAAAGUAGCAUAGGUUCUUCUCUAUUUCAUAUAAUACGUGUAUACCAAAUUUCAUGACGUUGAAAUAAAUCAAAACACAUCAAAAAGGAACAUGGAAACAAACUCACUUUUAUAUAUAUAAUAAUAGAAAAAGUAAAAAAAGACUAUAUUUUCAUUAAAAACACAGUUAAGAUUUAAUAUUCAGUUAUAAAAAUCAUUAAAAAAAAAUACAACGUCAGACUAAGCUGUAUGGGCUUCGUUCCCUUUUCUCUACAAAAAAGUAUAAAUAAAAAAAAAAAGUAUAUUCUUAAUUUGAAAGAGGAAACCUCAUAAAUCUUAAAAUUAUCAUCAAUAUAUAAACGUCCUAAAAUCUUAUACAUUUAGUUUUAUUUUCGCUUGUCACAUGCAUAUACUGUUUGUAAAAAAUCGCAGUGUAACAUUGCCAGAUUUUACAAGCAUAGUUUGAUAGAAUUAAUUUAUUUGCUCAGCGGAGGUUGUAAAAGUAAAUAUUACUUUUAUUGUCCUUUAUUAUAAUUUAAUAAUGUUCCUCUAUACAUAUAUUACUUUUAACUUAUUUUUAUUCCUUACAUUCUGGCUGGUUAAUAAAAAAAAUAUAACAAGAGUGAGAAUUUAUAAAAAAAAAUAUGCAAAAACCAGCUCUCAUAUUUCAUCAUUUAAAUCCAAUCAUAGGAUAUUUUAUUUAAUAUUUUCCUUUCCAUAUGAAAUAUUGGAUAAUGGCUAAAAUUAUUUAAUCAUUAAAAAUGUUUUAUGUAAAUUAAUUGCGACUCCCAAGAAUUGCGUCAAACUAACAAUUUAAAUUGCAAAUGAGUUUUAUCGUUUUUAAAAUUAACCAUCAUAAUGUGAAUUUAUAUUUUCUUAAAAUUAAAUAUUUAUUUACAUUAGCGUUGUCAUAAAAAUGAUUAAUUGAAUUUGUAAAGAUAAUAAAUAUCCUAAUAAAAUUAAAUUAAUUUACACCAGAAUAUGAUUAAUUAUUAUUAAUUGCUUGCUCUUUAUAUUAUAUUAUUACUGUGGAGUAGGUGUUUUGUAUCCAGUAUUAUUAUAUUAAAAAUAUAUAUACAAUUUCAGUUUUAUUAUAAACUCCAAAAAUUGGUGCUACUAGACGGCUUAAUAUUUUUUCUUUCUAUAUUAAUUUUAAAUAAGAUUUAUAUAUUUUUAAAUUAAGUUCCAUGUACUUAAGUUGUUUUAAAAUAUUAGCGAAAAAAAAAGAUUAAUUAGAUUUAAAAAAAAAAAUUAUAUAGCUUCAGCUACCUCUUACUGUUCUAAAAGUAUUUAGGUAUUUUUGUAUAAAUAAUUAAUCUUAAUGUUAGUAAAAAUCGCUAAUAAUCAUCUUACAUUACUAAAUACGGUUUUAAGGUCCUAAAAAAAACUUUCAGAAACAAUAUUCCUACAAAACGUUUGUUGGAUAAUGAAAAAUGGUUAACAAUUUACUAUUAUAGGGUAUAGAAGCCAGCGUAAAGACUGUUGUCCGUUGAAGUAUAGCUCUGUGCAUUGGAUUCUUUUGUUAACUGUGUUAAAAAAAAUAUAAAUAUCCAUAGAUAAUAUUAUUAAGCUUUGGACAGGAGUCAAUAUCUAUAGAGAAAAAAAAUUAAGAAUUUUUACAGAGCCCUCCAUUUCAUAUUUAAAAUUCGAACAAUAUAUUUUUCUAAUUUUAAAUUCAAGGAAUAGGUAAGAUCUAUGCAACAAUUGACAACAGCCUUAACUGAUUAGCGUACUAUAAUAUUAUAUAUUUUUUGCAUCUGUAUGUUUAUGUAAUUUGCUAAUAACGAUGAAGCGGCCAUAUUUAUUUCUGUUUAUGAUUUUGAAAAAGUCUUGUAUAUGGAAUACGCGCCGAGGGUAGACACGAACAUUUUUGUUAAAUAUAAAAAUGAUUUUCAUCCUCUGUAAACGUAUUUUGAAUACGUAAUGUUUAUUUAAUAAUAAAAAAAGUAACAAUUUAUGUUUAAAUUGAUUUUUUUUCUGGAAAGGAAUAACAAAACGCACCAUUCGUGUUUGCUCUCCGCCGGCGACGAAACAAAACGAAAUUGCUGACGAAAAUUCGGUAUGAUUGAAUUGUAAAAAUAGUUUUGGAGGUUCGAAUGGUAAAUAAAUGUACCUACUAAGUAUUGGUAAGCCGUGUAAAUAUGUUGUUAACUUAAGUGUAGUCCCUGUAGGUAUUUAUUUGUACGAUUUCGGACCUUUGUUGGAAUCCAAAGUUUUUAAUUUAUUUUUCGACCAAUAAAUGUUGGAGAGUACUAAUU
Messenger RNA from Galleria mellonella (greater wax moth), 13149 nucleotides. It is a transcript of the gene Ephrin, whose product is annotated as ephrin-A4. Gene Ontology annotation, cellular component: plasma membrane. Gene Ontology annotation, biological process: axon guidance; ephrin receptor signaling pathway. The record is from RefSeq and is a predicted model, not a curated record. Lineage: Eukaryota; Metazoa; Arthropoda; Insecta; Lepidoptera; Pyralidae. Gene Ontology annotation, molecular function: ephrin receptor binding. The transcript has a single exon. Bases 495 to 1280 code for a protein of 261 amino acids.